AUGGAGAAAUCGAAAAACUUUCGCAUCGACGCCCUGCUGGCGGACGAGCCCAACCGGGCCGGCCGAGAGCGAGACCGGGACCGGGACGUCUCCCCGGGCCUGAGCUGCGACAGUCCGGCCGGCAGCCCGGGGUCGUGCCGCCGCGGCGGAGACCCGCCGUCGCCUCGAAUGCUCCCGAAGGCGAGCGUUCUCAACCUGGCGCACCCGGCGCUGACUUCCGUGCCCCAGGCGGCCAUUCCGGGCAUGUACCCCGCGCCUAUGUACCCACUGUCGGCGCUAGGAGGCCAACACCCCGCCUUCGCGUACAGCGGCUUCACGCAACUCACUCACGCCUACCCGGAGCAUCUGAAGGCGGCCGCGGCCAUGGCGGGCUCAAUGCCUCUGGAAUGGAUCCGAGCUGGGAUUAUGAUGCCGAGACUGCCGGAUUACAGCGGUGAGUGGCCUCAGUCGGGAUUGUUGGGAAAGUGCCGGAGGCCUCGCACGGCCUUCACCAGUCAGCAACUGCUGGAAUUGGAGAACCAGUUCAAACUCAACAAGUACCUGUCCAGACCCAAACGCUUUGAGGUAGCCACGUCCCUCAUGCUGACUGAAACACAGGUCAAAAUCUGGUUCCAGAACCGUAGAAUGAAGUGGAAGCGCAGUCGAAAAGCCAAAGAGCAAGCCAGCGCUUCUGCACCGUCGGAACCCGGCAGCAAAACUUCUGCUGACAAAACUGUCGAGAAAAGAUCUCGGCACGACUCGGAGGACGCGCGAGUGGAUCUACUUUUGGAGGACGGGGAUGAAGAAGAUGAUGAAGAUGAAGAGAUGGAGGAUGAGGAUGAAGAUGAAGAAACCCGACGAGGUUUUUCCGUGGUGAUGGGGAACCGGGUCGGGAUGGCGCGACCUGUGGACUUCGACGUUAACUUCAACCCGCAUAGUCCAUUCUCUGAAGACGAGCUGGAUGGAGUGCGAACAGAUAGGAAGAUAGUGGCGGGACUGUGA
Nerophis lumbriciformis (worm pipefish) is the source of this 981-nucleotide messenger RNA. NCBI's taxonomy places the organism in Eukaryota, Metazoa, Chordata, Actinopteri, Syngnathiformes, Syngnathidae. The record is from RefSeq and is a predicted model, not a curated record.